Messenger RNA from Drosophila eugracilis, 5398 nucleotides. RefSeq lists its product as uncharacterized. The transcript is spliced from 2 exons. The record is from RefSeq and is a predicted model, not a curated record. Lineage: Eukaryota; Metazoa; Arthropoda; Insecta; Diptera; Drosophilidae. Bases 4 to 5241 code for a protein of 1745 amino acids.
ACGAUGUCGAUGCCAAACACUAAUUUGCAAGCCAAAAACUAUCGGAUGGAGUCCGUGGGGAGGACGCUGAAAAUGCAUGCGCGAACCAAUAACAAGUCGGAACAGGGAACCGCUGGUUACCCUGCGUUUAACGAAGCUGCUGGAAAUAUUUUCUCUCCCAGGCAGAAAGUCGAAGUCACAGGCAAGCGCCAAUGCCCUCCAAGAAAGCACCCGGAAAGGAAGACGCGUGAGGAGAGAACCAUUGAAAAGUUCCGGAACAUAGACUUCUUUGGGCAGCGCGACUCUAAGAACAUACUGACCGUCCAGAAUUUGGAGUUUCCCGAUGCCAAUAUCAAGCGUACUGAGCUGCACAAGCGCGAUGAAUGCGGCAAAAGCGUAAUCCGAGGCAAAGGGCGGGACUUUGCCAGCUCGAGCAACUCCCACUUCAGGGACGGAGUCGAGACGGUCAAGAUGCGCAAGAACGCUUGUUCCACCAGCAGUACAGCGCAGAAGUCCCUUGAAGACAAUGGUCGAAACAACGAAUGGAUCAUGGAGGAGUCUGAAGGUGAGCCUGAUUCGGAGGAACUGGUUGACUCGAUGCACUCGCCGUCUACUCGUCCUCCCAACUUUAAGGGCGAGGAGUGGAAACGUCCGUGCCCAGCCAGCUUCGUAGCCGGGGCUCCACGGCCCCGCAUUGGAAAGUGUCCCAAAAACUAUGAGCAGCUUGCUAAGCUGACGCCUGCGCGACAGAAGUUCUUCCUCACCCAGGACCCACGAAAGUCACAUUGCCUGGUCAAUCCCGUGGCGCUGCGCCACACCCCGCUUACCAAGGAACAGGAGUUUAGUUUGAUCAGCAAGCUGGUCAAGCACGGGGACAACCUAUGUGCCAGCACGGGGUCAGAGACUUCCGACUCGCAUAUCUGCGAGGUGAUUGAUCUGCAGAAUCCUAUGAAACUGGACUUCCAUGGCAUGGACUACAAGACGACGUACGAGCAAGACGAGAUCGAGCAGCAGAACGCUUUGACCUUUUGGCGCGUCCAGCGCUACAUGGCGCGGCGGAAGGCGAAGAAGAACACCAAAGUUAACGUCGAGGCCGAGCUGAAGGCGGAGAGACUGGCAGUUCCACAACGCUUCAACACGAAAAUCAAGGAUACGCCGGAGGAGGAGGUGGCUCCGCCUCGAUCGCCACGACUCGUGCACCUGUACCGAAGUCCAGAUAAGCCGGCUAACAAGCUUAAGAUCGAGGAGGAGCACAGGCGCCGGGCUGCCCGUUACAAGGACAUCUACUUGCGGAAUAAACAGCGCCAGGAAGAGCAGGAGAAGGAGCGGCGGAAGCAGCAGGCCGCCGUUAAAGAGAUUGAGGCGCGCACUGUGGCCGAGGACGACCUGCGCGCUGACGUGGCGGUCAUUGACGACGCUAUUGAGCGCAGCUUCCGCAAGCACGUGGAGCUCAAGCCCAUCAUCCGAAAGCGCAAGGUUUUCCCCAAGACCCUCACCGAAACAGAGAGGCUGAAGGCUAUUAUGCAUCGCGAGGACUGUGUGCGACGCGACAAGGCGCGUGUGACCCAGCAAUUCUUCCUGGAGCGCACCGGCAAACUGAAGCACCUGCCGGACGCUGAGCAGCAGCUCCGUUGCGGUGAGAGCAUUGAGGGGAGCGUGGGCUCCACGCCUAGUGAGCAGAGUAGCGAUGACGAGGACUACCUCCAGGUUGGCAAGAUAGGCGACAAGUUCCAGCUGCGGGGCUUUCACUUCAAGCAUGGCGACGGGCUGCGCGGCAAGCUGCACCGGCACCAAAUCAUGCAGGGUCAGCGCACGGUCAAGGGUGCUCUCACGCGCGAGGAGUGGCUCAAUCAGCUUGUGCCGCACAAGGAGCCCAUCAAGCUGGACGUGGAGCGCGGUAUUAUCAAGGUUCUUGACCCCGACGACCCGAACUUGGACCUUUUCCCGCCAGAGCCGUUGCUGGUUAGAAGACGAGAACGACAAAGCGCAGUCAGGGAGUUCGUGGAUCAGCGGCUCGGACUGCACUACCACCGCCGGCUUCGCAAAAACUUAAAAAUUGUGAAGCCGAAGCCGACUUACAAUGUGAAGAAGUUCAAUCUUAUCCGCUACGUUUUCCCAGAGAAAGUGCUUGUCCCCGACGAUCGCGUCCCGGUGGAGGAAAUGGAGGUUCUGGACGCCACCAAGGUGAAUACGACUCUGGAGUAUCUCGAUCUGAAACAGCAGCUGGCCAAAUCGAAGCGCCACAAAAAGAAACUUGCUCGUAUGCAGCUGCUUGGCCUGCCCUGCAUUGAGAAGGAGCAGCUGAGGGCGGCAGAUCCUUGUCUGGAAGUUGAGGAAGAAAAGGACGUAGACUGGGUGCCGACUCCAGAGCCUCCGUACAAUGAGGAUGAAGUUUCCCAGCGUGAAGAAGGUGGUUGCGAUCGAGGGUCAAAAGGGCUAGGAAUAGGCCAACGUGACAUCAUCCGGAAACGGUUAUCGGGGGGUAAAGAUUCCCAGCCGGCACGUUGGCGUGGAAAUAUGCCGGCACCCAAGGAGAGAGAAAAGACCCUGACGAUACACCCGCGACGAAAGCGGGACUAUGCCGCCGAACGUAUUCCAUCGGCUAUUUUUAACGAGGUGCUGCAGAAUUCUCCUCUGCCGCUCCUGGAGCAACCGGAACCAGAAAAGCUUCGUUUUGCCAAUGUGAGAACCAAAAAGCGGCCAUAUACAGAAAUAUUUGAGGCCCGACAUCACCAUGACCACUGGGCGCCGACUCAAGUGAAAAAUGUACACGUCCAGUAUCAGCCAAAGACCGUGGUUCCCGAGAUUACGAAAGUAGCAAAAAAGGUUCGGGAGCCGGUGGUGAAGUUUGAGAAGGCCAACCCGCCCAGCAGCAAGUAUGUGGACAAAGACUUGACCAUGCCCAGCUAUGACUUUGACCACAUGAUUUCUGAACAUCUGGCCGCGACCCGGACCGACAACAAAGAGGCUGCAGGCGAAAUAGUGCAGAACCUUUGUCGGCCUUACGACUUCGUUUUCCACUCGCGUGAUCCCGAGGAGCUGGCCAAGCUCGAAUUUCCCGGCCGGAGGCAGUACCUGGAUCUGCUGCGUGAGACCCGCGAAGCCAUUUACGAGACCAAGGACAUUGAGCCUGGCGAGGAGCGUCUCUUAGUGGACCGCCGGGCGGUGGUCGCGGACCUUGAGGAGGAUCUUAAGAGCAUUGAGAACUGCCUCAGCUCGCUGAGUAGCUCUGAAUGCACUGACCUUUCGAACGACAGUGGCAGCUACAUGGUGAUUGAGGAUAAGACCAAGUUGCCCCUCGACUACAUACGCAAGCCUCUCGUCCCGUUCGAGGAGAUGAGGCGCGCGCGCUUCCACGCCGCGGUUAUUGACGUAAACGCCGAGGAUGAGGAUCCCUACCGCAUGCUGCCGUUUUCAGGUCAGCACAAGGAGCAGGCCGAUAUGCUAGGGCCCAAGGAUACGUUUUUUACUUUCAGCACUCGACUACGAAACAGCCUUCGCCUGCGACUGGAGGUCGAAGUGCCGGACGUCCGCAAGACGCUGCUUGGUCCCGGUACCCGCAAGUACUACGGGGCGGUGAUAACUGACCUUGACGAGAACUACAUUGAGGAGCUAAAGAGCCGCGCUACCAUUAAGUCAUUUAAGUUCAAGACCAGCAUACAGCUGCUCAAAGACGCCAUGCGGCUGAAGUACGAGUCUCUGCUGAUCCAGGGCCAAAUGGUGCGCACCAAGAUCUACGACCGCAUGAACGAGCGGCACUGGGUGGACAUGAAGAAUACAAAGAACUUGUAUGAGGCAUUGUUCGCCAAAUGGAAGAAGAAGGAGUACAACGCGGCCAUGACGAUGGUGUAUCAAGUGAAGUCGUAUUACGAGACCACAGACAAGCUCAAGCAGGAGUUUCGGGAUCUUGAGCGCGAGUUGAUGAUGCUCAAUAUGGACAUUGUGUUUAUCGAGGGCCAUUGGAUUCGUUGCAUUAUGCUUCAGAACUUCCACUACCUAAUGGGUGACCAGGACUGGCGAGCAGAGAACGACUGGAUACACCUGGUUCCCAAAAACAAGCGCCGCGGCAGUACUGAAGGCGAAGACGACGAGGAGCAAACGGCAGAGGACUUGGACGAGGAGGAUAUGGAACUGGAGCCUUAUGACGUGUCGAUCGCAAAGCGAGCCAUAGUCAAUAUUCGCGUUCGCGACAAAGACGAUGCCUGGGCCAUUCGCGCCUUCUACUAUGAUGUAUACAUGCAAAAGGUCCACCCAAUCCUGCAGGUCUUUUCAGACGCAGAGUCCUUCUUGCAGGGCCUGGAAAGCCUUAAGAACAAGACCUUCAUGUUGCUUCUGGAAAUGCACUUCACUUUGUCCAUUCACACUGAACUGCAAGGUCGACUAGAGACCUUUGUCGAUUGGUGUACCAAAGACCUUAAAGAAAAACAGGAGUACGUUGCUCGCAAGUCCGCAAAGAAGUUUUUUAUGGAGGACCGUGCCAGAGAGAUGGAGGAAAGGGUUCACCACUACCUCGGCAAGCCCAUCGAGGAGACUAUUGCGGACGAGGACUUCAACAAACAUCGCGCAGUACUGGCUGAAGUGUGGCGCCGCGUAGUCCCAGACACUGUUCGCGGAACCAGCGAUGUCCUGCCCAGUACUGCCGACAUGGUGGCCGCCAUUAGCGACGUCGUCAUGGAAAUCCUUUCAAAGUUCGAGUACAUGGACAUUGAAAAGGUCCGUUCCGUGGAAGCCACGUUACGCAAACGCCGGCGCUACAGGGAGAAGCUCUCCUACCAGGCCUAUCAGGUGGAGCGGCGCAUUGACAUUGAAAUGAAGAAGGUGCGCCGCAACUUAGAGCCGCCCUACUCGAAGCCGAAACGGGAGGGGCGCCUGCCAAGGCUCUACCUCAAGAAGAGGGUCAUUCCGGAGGAGAAAGAGGUGCUAGUGAUCUCUGAAAACACAAAGAACUUUGUGCGGGCCUUUAGGGAGGAUGGUUACACCGGCGACCAGAUUACCCACACCUCCCUGUUGACUGUAGACAACAUGCAGGAGCAGAUUGUGCCUUUCUACUUUGACCACUUCCUGAAAAUCAAUGGCUAUACGCCCAAUUACAACUUCAGGACCAACGUGGACAUGCGCGACGGGCCCGAGUUCAAUCGCCUGAAAGUGCGCGAAGUCCUGCCUGAUGUGCUGGCUAGGCUGGAGACUUGGGAGACGAUGCACAAGAAGAUCAUGGAGGAAAAUAUACAGAGAAACCCAAAGAUGUACGAGAACGUCAUCUAGCAAGCGCCGUUCUAGUUUGGUUGGUGUUCAAUCCCUUUACCAUUUAAAUUUUAAGUUUUAUUCUCCAAAUCUUUCGCCACUCGAUGCUUUAAGCUGGAGACGUAGAAAUACAAAUUCUAAAAAUUGUAUAUUUCAAAAUAAAGUACCUAAGCCUGGC